Cryptosporidium ubiquitum is the source of this 795-nucleotide messenger RNA. RefSeq lists its product as uncharacterized. Lineage: Eukaryota; Apicomplexa; Conoidasida; Eucoccidiorida; Cryptosporidiidae. The record is from RefSeq and is a predicted model, not a curated record. The transcript has a single exon. The coding region runs from base 1 to 795 and encodes 264 amino acids.
AUGAGUUUCACGAAGGCGAGUCAUUAUUUCAUUGGAAUAAUGAUUCUCCUUUUGAUUUUCAAUUCAGGUGCAACCUGCUGGAAAAUAAAGAAUAUUUUCAAGCGAAAAAAGGAAAAAAGUAAACAGAUCAGAGUAUUGGAAGACCAGGCAAAGAAGCAAUUUGACAGGCAAAUACCUAAUUGUGAAGAUUAUGGUUUACAUGGAUGUGACCCAACUACCCCAGACGCAUGUUCAGAAUGUUAUAGUCGAUGCGGAAGACAUUGCGAAGAUUUCUUGUGGCUUUCACUUGAAGCUGUGAAUUUUAGGUUGUUGCCAAGAGCGGAGUCCCAGAAAGAAUGUAAACUCCCAAGUGGAAAAAAAAGCACUAGAAUUCUGUGUUAUACCACUGCAGGAAGACGGCAUAUCGAUCCAACUGAACAAAUUAUAGAAACAAUGUCCAUAUCCAAUCCUCAAGAUAUAGAAGGAAGUCCAACACAAGUCAACGAAGUCGAAAGUAUGGCUCCCGAUAAUUUACCAGGUAUUUAUGCAGUUCCAAUGACUCAAAAAAUGCAAGAAGAAAGCGAAUCAUCACCAUAUGAUGCAUCCGCAGUAACAUUUAGACCAUCCGGUCAAAAGGGAACUUUAGUUUCAUCUAUAGAGUUGGAAAUGAACGGCGGGAAACUCCCCAGUAAUUUGGAAAGUGGGUCAAAUACAAGAAUUAUUAUUAUAUGUGGAUUAAUACUAUUCGUUUCUGUUGGUGCAUUGUUUAUAGUUAUUAUAUAUAAAAAGCGUCAGAAACGCGUUGCAGACUACUAA